AGUUACAUUGCGACCGUCGUGAGCGACUGUGCAGCUUCUCUCGCUCUCGAUUCACCUCGCGCCGAAUUACGUAUUUUAUUUUCGUGUCAUAUUUUAUUGUGUGUCGGAUGAUGAUAUUCGAUUGAAACGAAACAUGGGAUUAACAUUAAGAGUUAUGAUACUCUCCAUGAUGUUUUUGCACGCUUCUUCGGUAUUGUCAGUGAACGAGAAUUUCUUAAAGAUGUUCGAAGGUCAGACUCCCGCUGAUCCGUGUUACGACGAUGACCGGCCUCGUCGUUGCAUUCCAGAUUUCGUGAACGCCGCUUUCGGUAUUCCAGUAAAAGCUUCAUCCACUUGCGGAUUGCUUACUCCGGUACAUUAUUGCGAAGCACCCGAACCAGGAGCCAAUCCUCAAUGCCAUUUGUGCGAUGAUCGGCAACCUAAAACUAGAUUUCCAGCUUCGUAUCUUACCGAUCUUAAUAAUCCCCAGAAUGUUACUUGUUGGAGAUCCGAACCGGUACCUCCGGUUACUUCGAUUAACGCACCUCCCGAUAAUGUUACCCUAACUUUGAGCCUGGGCAAAAAAUACGAACUUACUUACGUUAGUCUUCAAUUUUGCCCUAAUACGCCUAAACCGGAUUCUAUAGCUAUUUAUAAAAGCAUGGAUUAUGGUAAAACCUGGCAACCGUUUCAGUUUUAUUCCUCGCAAUGUAGAAGAGUGUAUGGAAGACCUAAUAGAGCUACUAUAACGAAAACCAACGAACAAGAAGCCAGAUGUACUGACGCUCAUAGAUACACCGGUGGUGAUAUGCAUAAUUUCGGACAAACUUCAAGAAUAGCUUUCAGUACUUUAGAAGGAAGACCUAGUGCUUCUGAUUUCGAUAACAGUCCGGUUCUUCAAGAUUGGGUAACAGCUACUGACAUCAAAGUCGUUUUCAAUCGUCUUCAUAUGCCCGUCGAAGAUUCUUCCGAUAAUUUAGAUAUUCUAGUUGACGAACGUAUGUUAAACAAGCAUUUAGAUGAACAUGAAGACAAUAAAGAACCUUCUGUCCAAUUAGUAAACGAAAUGCAAGCUGUCGAUAACGAAGAAGCGACCAAUACGAAACCAGCAGCGGUUCCAGAAGUUGUAAACAAUGUUAUAGUCGGUGGUUACCAUCAAGUGACUCAUCAAUACGCGGUGUCUGAUUUUGCUGUUGGUGGUAGAUGUAAGUGCAAUGGGCAUGCUAGUAGAUGCAUUGCCGGUCGUGAUGGACAAUUAUCUUGCGAAUGUAAACAUAAUACGGCCGGGAGAGACUGCGAACGAUGUAAGCCGUUUCAUUUUGAUCGCCCCUGGGGCAGAGCUACUACAAGGGACGCCAACGAAUGUAAAGCUUGCGAAUGCAACCAACACGCUCGCCGUUGCAGAUUCAACAUGGAACUAUACAAGUUGUCCGGCCGAGUGUCCGGCGGCGUUUGUUUGAAAUGUCGUCAUUUCACCGCCGGAAGACACUGUCAUUAUUGCCGCGAAGGUUUCUACAGGGAUCCUAACAGAGCGAUUACGCAUCGCAGAGCAUGCAAACCUUGUGAUUGCCAUCCAAUAGGAGCGUCAGGAAAAACUUGUAAUCAAGCAACAGGACAAUGUCCUUGUAAAGAUGGGGUGGUGGGAAUUACAUGCAAUAGAUGCGCUAAAGGAUAUCAACAAAGUCGUUCUCACAUCGCCCCAUGUAUAAAAAUACCAGUAGUGCAGAUGAUGGCUACAGAAGAAGACAACGAAGGUUAUGAAGACUAUCCGGAUACCUCAAAACCUGGAGAUCAGUGCGGAAAAUGCAAAGCAGCUACAAGAAGGUUAAAUAUGAACAAAUAUUGCAAAAGGGAUUAUGCUAUCAUGGCAAAAGUACUAUCCCGAAUCGAUAAUAACGAAGCUGAAUAUACAAAAGGUUGGGUGAGAUUCAUGAUCAACGUCGAAUUCAUCUAUAAAAAAUCCAAAGAAUCCAGAAUAAGAAGAGGAACCAUGCCCAUGUUGGUACCUGCCGCUGAUCUGGCUUGUAAAUGUCCCAAAAUCAAAUCCAACAAAUCAUAUCUAUUCCUAGGAAGAGAACGAGACGAUUCUCCCGGAGGAAUAGUGACGGGAAGUUUAGGAGUAACUCAAAGGUCUAUAGUCAUUGAAUGGAAAGACGAGUGGGAUCAACGGAUGCGUCGAUUCCGUCGCCGAGCUCGAAAAUGCAAAUGAACUACCAACCCAUCAAAAACGAUAUUCAAAUAAUUAGUUUUAAUGAGAAAAUAGUACGUCUGAGAGUAAAAAGACCAUCACAUGACGUGGCGCAGUUAAUAGGAUACGCGUUAACGUCAUUUAGCUUUAUCGAAUAUUUAUUGAUUGUAUCCAAGUUGUCUUCUGAUUCUCAGACUCGAUUUUUUGAUUCACUCAAGGAUCACUUGGGGUUGUUUCUAUUCCUUAACUAUAACGUGUCAUGAUUUGUAUGGAAAUAGAUCUUUUUAAUGCUGGUAGGUUAACUGUGAUUUUUCAGUAUUUGAUUUUUUUAAUUAUAUCUAUCUAAGAUAAUCAUCAUCUACAAAAAAAUAUUAAUAAGGUAAAUUAGUAAGGACAGGUUCUAAAAUCAAAUUCCCAUUAACAAAAUACAGUUAUUCAGCGCGAUCAUGGAACUGUGCACUGUGCUCCAUUUCUAUGGUGGAAACCUUGAAAAAGAAAUAGUUUCAGUUUCAGUAAUUGAUUUAGAAUUGACAAAAACUGACUCCAGUUGUUAAUAUUGACCAUUAGUCCAACUUGGCCCGUUUUUGAUCAAAAAUAAAUGUCGAGGUCCUUUUUGAACACCUUCAAGAAGAGCGUGCCAAGGAAUUGAUGCCUAUGUACAGAUUCAUAUAACAGAGCAGAUGUUCAUUUACCUCACAGAUUCCUUGACAGAAGUAAAAGGUAUCAACGGGAGCUUUUCCCGUUUUCCACUCAGGAAACAUUCGACCAUGAGUAUGCUCGACAUUUCUUUUCAAUUCUAGUGAUAGAGUCCAAUCUCCCAUUUGUCAAUUUAUUAUCAUAAAUCCCAUCAUUCAAUCAUGGUCGAUAGUGUAUUUCAGUCAUACUGAACAGUUUAAUCGAAACUAUAGUAUUUGAAAAUAAAUAGUUAUCACAUUCUUCUGAGGAAUCUGUUAUCAUUUUUGCUUCAAUGGAUUUUUGGUACAAAACUUUCGAAAUUCCAAAAGAAUAUUGAUUCUAAUUCUGAGACGAAAUGACAUGUUCCCUCUGGAUGCUUCUUGCCUCCAAACAGUUGAGCUUCUACAUUGUUUUUCAUCCAAACAAUUGACCUGCUAUAUCUUCACCAAAAUUUCCAUUGGUUUUCGAACCAGCAUCCAAAAUCUAUAGCUGAAUUGCUUCUUAAAGAUUUCAAACACGUCAUUUACACCAACUGAUACUUCCUAUGAUGAAACCACAUAUUUUUCUUUGUUUUUCUUGUAGGACAAAAUAAUUAUUUGAGUGUAUACGUUUUCGAGAGUAGAUUGAACCCAUUUGAAUUUGCCACAGAUGUCGUGACGUAAUUUCUACUACUUAAUUUGACUGAAUUCGAAUCUGGAAGCUAAUAGUUUAUCAUGGUCCUUCUCAUUCCAACCAAGCCGAACUAAUCCACCUAAAGAAGCUCAAAGUCUAUAAGAACUUCAGCCUGAAGCAAAUAGUGGUGCAUCAGGUCAAUAUACCAAGAGUUGAACGAUGUACGACACCGCUAGGAGAAGCUGCGAAGAGCUAAGGACCUCUCUACAUCCAUUUAAGCGAUUUAACAGAUUACACCAGGCAUUAAAGAUUUAGAUAGACCAAGAUCAUGGACGACAUCGCUUGGAGAUAUUUCGAAUCAGUUAGAACAAAAUUAACACCCAAGACAAGAUCAGUCUGAAGCAAAUUAUGAUGCUUCAGGUCAAACAACCGAGAUUUGGACCAAAAGAUUAUGGACGACAUCAUUAGGAGAAACUUGAAAGAGCUAAGGAUCUACCUAAACAAGAAAUCAGCUGGACCAAGACCUACAGUGAAUAUCCCAAUAACAUAAAUCACUUAUUAAAACGUAUGGUAAUAAUUGAAGAUUGCUUGAGCAACGUUAACAACUAUAUCCAAUCUUUUCACUCUACUCCUAUUUUUUAUGAUGAAAAAUCUAAUUGAUUCUUGUCAUCUUCUACCCACAGUAAUUUGGUUCCAUCAAGAAACUAUUCAAACUGAUUUAGUAUGUCUAAAAUAGUUACAAGCUACUGGGUCGAAUUGUUUUUAAAUAGAACACCCUAUAACUCGUUUAGGAGCCACUUUCAAUCUAAGAGAAUCUUUGAGCUGAAGAUACAGAGUUGAAAUUAUCAGUAAGACUCUGUUUGAAAAAAAUAUCACGUUGAUGGUAUCUAAAACUGACUGGAAAACACCUGUUAUAUAGAUAAAAUGGAUCAGAUAACCUUUCAAAAAAUUUGUAAAACAUUCACGUUAGAAUAAUAAUAAAUUUUCCUCCUACUAAUCUACCUUAUUAACAACUUGUUUCAGAUUACCUUAAAGUCGAUAACAUUAUUAAAACCACAUAGAAUUUUAGAUAAUUAAGGUUAGCUUUUCGAUAUAUACAUUAGAUUAGAUGUAAUCAGAAUGUUCCUUAUAAAGUGAUCACCAUUAACGAAAAUAAUGAACCAGUUUCCAAGAUAGAAAUCAUUUAGAAAGUACUUGAAAUUAACUUCACAGGAGAUGUAUUGAAAGUGAGGUUAUGUUUGUUAAGGAAAUAAACGUAUUUUGAUUACAUCUGAAGAUAAUUGAGAAAAAUAUCCAAAAAAUGUCAUAUUUAAUAACAAAAAUAUGAGUUGAAAUCAUUAUCAGUAAUUUCAGUUGUUUAUAAUUUAAUAUAUUUAGCAAAAAAUGUUUGUAAAUAUCGUUUUUGGUACCUACACUUUUCUGAUAACAAUCAGAAAACCUAACCUAUUAGGUAGGCAACUAUUCAUGCAUUCAAACUGCUUAACCUCAUUAUUAGUCCACAUUUCUUAUGGAUCUAAUGCCUGUUUAAAAUGGCUAAUUUCUUUCUUAAUUGAAGUGUGAUUUAGAUAGUUUAUAAAUAAAUGUGUGAUUGUCAAAUUCAAUUAACAUCGCACUAAUCAAAAAACAAUUUUAAAAAACUAAAUGUUCGGGUGUGAUUGAAAACUUAUACAACUCCUACAAUUACGAGCUUGUUAAUUCAUUAUAACACUUCUGGAUAGUGUGGUACUUUAUUAGGUUCAUAAGCGUGGAUAAAACAUUAUAAUUAUACGGGGUAUUGUCAAAAAUACCACAUUCAAUACACCUUUUGAGUGGCUUAAAUCGAUAUCUAUAAUUUUAUACAAAAUGUUCGUACUAUACUGAUAGAUAUUUUCCUGUACUUCAAUACUUAUUUGUUCGCAAUUUACGAGCCUAGUAUAACAAACUAAAAAUAAAAUUAGUCAGCUUCAUACCCGUAAAUAAAAACAUUUCAAACUAAGCGCCAAUUGCAGAAAUAUUUGAUCUGAUGUGAGAGAUUUUGAUGGUAAGAAUAUAUGUCUCUUUUAAAAAUAAAAAAAAACAAAUGCUUCAUGAGAAUUUUUGGAAAUAUCGACUUAAUAAAGAAGAUUGUGGUUCAUUGAAAGUCUAUUUAUACUGAUAGGCAUUUGAAAAUCACUUUCCAAUAGUAUCCUGGCUAAAAAAAAUAUUCAUCUCACUCAUAACUUUUUAUUUUAUCAAGAAAUAACCAUUUUUGAGAAAAAAUGAGACUAGAUAUGUCAAAAAAAUAUCUUUAUAUGAAAUGUACAGGGUCAAAGUGAAUCUUCAAACUCAAACAGAUUCAUAAGAUUUCGUGUCACUUUAAUUAUAAUUAAUCAAGUUUUCCCAUUCCCAAAUGAUUUCAAAUAUUGAUGUAAUGAUGAGUAUAUCAUAUUUAAACACAGUUACACAAAAUGUUUGAAUAAAAUCACAUUCCUGUACUUCAAAGUUUGUUCUUUUUACUAGUGUAACAAGCUAAACAUGAAAUUAGUCAUUAUGCAUACAUAAAAAUAUUCAAAACUAAGCGCCAACGGUGGAGAGUUGAUUUGAGAGAUUUUUAUGGUAAUACCACUAAAAAAUUUAAUAUACAGCUCUCUUUUUCUCGAAUCUGAUAUACAUGCAGAAUAUAGCUCACGCUCCUCCACGUCCGCAUAUUUAAAUGUUAAAUUAUGACUCAUAAUACUUGGAUAAUAGCAUUUUCCACUGUUAAGUCAAAUAUGGGUUACUAUAAUCCACUGUAAACUGUCUGUUAGUGCUUAAAGACCUGCCAUUAUAUUUCCAACGACAGUUUUCAGGUUUCUUGUGUCAACAUAUAGUAUUAUUUUGAUAUUGGUGUUCUAAUUUUUCAUAUUCAAUCAACCCAUAAAUAAUUUUGGAUAUUUUUUUCUGGAAACAAAAAUUUUUAUUGUUACGUAAUAAUUUGUAUAAUAAAUGCACUGUACCAAAUGCAUUUUUAUAUUGUAUGUUAUAUAACAUUUUACCUAAGACAAUUUGUAAUUAUUUUUUAUUUUGUACAUAACAUUUUUUUAAUCACAUAAUCCAUUAGUCGUGAUUUAUUUAUUGUGUGUAUAACAAAAAAUUUAAGAUUAAACAAAUGAUUGUUAUUGAAUGGAUGGUUUUAGUUUUGUAUAUUUUGUAUAUUUUUUAUUUUAUUUUCUAUUAUUAUGUUAUCAAGAGCCCUAUUUAUUUUUAUAACAAUAAUAUACAAGUUGUUUUCUAACAUAUAAAAAUUCUCCAGAAUUAUGAUAGAUGUCACCUUGGUCCUUUAGCCCUUCCAUAAAUGUUUUUAUUGUCUAUGGUAUUUGUAUUUGUCAAAAUUUAUCAUUAUCAUUUUAUUUACUAUGAUUCUAUUGGAAAUUAUCACUUUUAACCCCUUUUGUAAAAAGAGAUGUCAUAAUAUAAUUUCGUAGACAAUUAGAUAAAAAUUACAGCGCGGCAACGGUGUAAAACAUCUGUCACAUUAUUUUUUACAAAGAACGUUCAAGAUUUAUGAGUAUUUCAAAGUACUUUAAGCAGUACUAUCUAUAUAUAACUUCUGGCUUUGAUUGUCUCCAAAAGAGUUUAAAAAUUCUAUUGAAAGUAGAAAACUCCUCCUCCCAGUCAUCUUCAAUUAGAAAACGAAGAAGAAGUUGAUCUUUCACAACAACAGGAACACAGAAGAGUACGUGAAUAAAAGAUGAGAAGGAGACAAACAAACAUAAAUUGAGAAAGUAAAAAACAAAUAAAAAAUUAAGAUACAAGCUAAGGUCAGGUAUUAUUUGAUACUCGUUCAAAAUUAGGGUUAAAUAACCUAUUAUGUAAGAAAAAAUUAAUGUUUUGAUGUUUGUACAAGUCAUAAAUGAGAUUAUGAAGUAUAAUUAUCAAAAUUUUGCAUCAGGAGCUUAAUAGACACAUAAAAUUGCAACUCAAGGACAUACCAAGGAUUUGUUUGGAAAAAAGGAUCCUAUAGGUUUCAAGAUUCUCUCAAAGCAAGUGAUUAGGAAGGGCAACUCUACCACUUCAACACAACUUGUAUAUUUUGAUGAAUGAAUGUGUGAUGAAUGAUGUGAGUUUACUAGAAAUUGUACAGUAUUAUCAGUAUCUUAUUAAGGAAAUAAAAGUGUAUUUCAUAUUUAUUGUGUUAUUCAAAUAAUAAGCUGAAAACGCCCAUUUCCGAUCUAUUUAAAAUAUUAUUUCAAGAACAGUGUAAUUCAAUUAGAAUUUAAUAUUUUUAAUAAGGUUAAAAAUGGGCUUUGAAACUGAAAAUUCUGUAUUGAAUUACUUAUUCCGAUGACCAUAAUACCAAUAAUUUGGUUUUUAAUUGAAUUCAUAUAAAUUUAAUAGGAAUUUCAGUUUAUUGAUAAAACUAUAUCUAGUUCCUAGAAAUCAUUUUAAGGAUAUGAAUGUUUAAAAUUAAUAGACCUCAAAAGUAACCCUAGAUCUAGUUUCUGUGUUGUCAACAUAUCAAACUGUAAUGUGCUUCGAAUCUCAGCUAUGUUGGAUAAAAAAUAAAUCUUACAUUUAAACUUCA
Molecule: messenger RNA, 7976 nt
Organism: Diorhabda sublineata
Lineage: Eukaryota; Metazoa; Arthropoda; Insecta; Coleoptera; Chrysomelidae
Product: netrin-1-like
Exons: 7
Coding region: 134-2188 (684 amino acids)
Molecular function (GO): protein binding
Source: RefSeq, a predicted model, not a curated record